Molecule: messenger RNA, 9028 nt
Organism: Pseudophryne corroboree (corroboree frog)
Lineage: Eukaryota; Metazoa; Chordata; Amphibia; Anura; Myobatrachidae
Gene: ATR
Product: ATR serine/threonine kinase
Exons: 47
Coding region: 156-8126 (2656 amino acids)
Biological process (GO): DNA damage checkpoint signaling; protein phosphorylation; telomere maintenance
Cellular component (GO): nucleus
Molecular function (GO): protein serine/threonine kinase activity; protein binding
Source: RefSeq, a predicted model, not a curated record
CAAGCAACGGAGUGUAGAAGCGCGUUCAACGGAUGUUUGGCCUAAGUCGGCCGCCGUACUAAGAGGGUGUGUGUAACCAAUUUGACGUACUUUCGGUCUGUAAAGCCGGGAACGGACUCCGGAGCCUGCUGCGGGUACCGGGUACUGUGGUCACCAUGGCGGCGGAUCCCGGCCUGGAAAUGGCCUCAAUGAUUCCAGCCCUGCGGGAACUGGCCAGUGCAAGCUCAGAAUGUUAUGAAACUGUUGUUCAAAAGCCAAGACAGAUACUCUGCCAGUUCAUAGACCGGAUCCUAACAGAUGUAGAUGUUGUUGCUGUGGAGCUAUUGAAGAAUAUUGAAUCUCAGCCAAGUUCAGUAAUGCUGCUAGACUUCAUUCAUCACAUCAUGAAGUCAUCGCCUCGUAUGUUUGUAAACUCCAUUACCAGCUGUCAGACUAGUAAACCUGACUGCAGCUGUAUAGAGUUUAGCAACUGGAUCAUCACAAGGCUAUUACGCAUUGCUGCCACCCCCAGCUGCCAACCUUUACAUAAAAAAAUAGCUCGAGUCAUCCAUUCCCUGCUUUUCCUCUUCAAGAAUAAAAGCCCAACUCUGUUUGGUGUCCUUACAAAUGAUUUACUACAUCUCUUUGAGGAUCUUAUUAAUUUGCAUGAAGGAAAUGUGAAACAACCUACGGAAUGGCCGGUCACUGUACGCAGGUUUUUAUGCAAUGCGUUGGAAAGCCAGCUGAAUCUAAGAUCCGCUCCUGUUCAGCUGGCGAACAUGCAACAAGUGGAACCUCUAGAAACCACUUUGUUAAUGGUCUUGACUGACAAUGAUCAUGAUAUUUCUGCAUUUUUUUUCCAAAGACAGAACCUUGUGCUCUGGGGAAUUGGGUGUUCUAUGCUAGACUAUGGAGGGCCACAGCUUAAGAUUCUGGCUCUUCAUUUUUUAAAAGAGCUCAUCCGUUUAGGAGGACCACCAGAACAGCCUGCACACUUUUUCUUCACCAUGUUUUUUGGAAUGCUAUCGUAUAUAACAGAGAUGGAUUUGGAAGAACAAUCGCUGUACGAAACUCCGUUAUUAAACUUGGUGAAAGUUUUAUUCCCUCUGCAGCAGGAGUCUCACAUAAGCAUUGAACCUGUCUACCUUAACAUGUUACUGAAUAAACUUGCACUUAUGUUUGAAGGGGAGAUCUUGAAGGAUGUUCAGUCUGACACCCUGAGAGAAGCACUUUGUUAUAUAGUGCAGUACUUUCUAACUGUUGUGCCUCCAGGCUAUGAAUCUGCUAAGGAGGUUCGCAACGGCCAUGUUUGCUGUAUCUGUAAAGCUUUUACCAACAUCCUUGGCGUUCACAGCCAACAAAUGUACCUGGUACCCCCACUGUAUGCAGCUCUGAGAAAAGAAGCUUUGCAGUUUAUCCAGCAGCAGCUGCAGCAGAUCACAGCACCAUUAUCAAGUACAGAGUCUGAAGGUGGAGGGAGCAGCAGUGAUGAGACUCGGGAGAAGCGACCCCGCUUAAGUUUAACUGCAAAAUCACAAAGGAAACCAGCAUCGUCUGCAGUGAGCCUUCCGGUGGAUAUGAAGUCUAAGAUUGCGCUGUGGGGGGCGAUAAACAGGCAGUUCUUGUCCCUGUUGCACAUACUGGAAGGAGAAGACUUAGCGGAAGACACUGUCAUUUUUACUUUGGAGGGCGUUGUAGUGACACUCUAUGUGGCUGCUCUUUGCACAGCUCACAUUUCCUCAAAUAAUUCCAUUCUUAUGGAUCAGAAGUCUUCCGAGCUGCACGAAUCUACAAGCUCCCAGUUCUCCGAUAUGAAACCCAAGGUCUCCUGGGUUGGCUUAGAAGAAAUUGUGAGAGUUCUGAAGAUUUGUAGGAAGCUUCUUAAUUCAGGAUACCGGAAUGAGCUUAUGGAUGUUGUGUUGACAAAGAUAGUAAAGAUUUUUGAUGCUUUACUUUAUAUACAUGUGAAAAGCCUUUUACCUGACCAAAUACUUGUGGAAUUAUGUGGACUGAUUUCGUUACCUUGGCUGCACAGUCAUUCCAGCCACGCUUCAUUCAGGAUAGCAGCGUUUGAAUCUGCACUUGUGACACUAAGCUCUCGAAUCUAUGAGAGAGUCUCACCUAAAAUUGAGUCACAAUUGAUCUUUCUUCUGUCAUUAUUUCCUAAACUGAUAAUGCCUGACUGGAGGUCAGCUGUUUACGAGUGGUCAUUGGAAAGUCUCCAUGAGAUUGUCCGUGCUUCCUGUGUUAAAGGAUUUCCUCUUUUGAAACACUUUAUUGAUCAAGAAUCAUACAGUACUAUCCCAAAGACUUUGCUUGAUCACUUGAAUGAUGACUCUGAAAUGGUGAGGACAGAGUUUGCCAAAUCAAUUAGCAAACUAGCAUGUGGGCUUGUUAUUGGAUUUGACUUAAAGAAUUCAGCCAAUGUUCCACCAACUGAAUGUGAUCUGCUCUGCAGCAGCCUCAGGGUGACCUUGUUACCUCCCUCUGGUCCAGGAAUCAGUGCCUCUGUAUUCAAGCCCUUCUUUUCUCUGCUGGAUAGAAGCAUGCCAAGCUCUGUCAAAAUGGCAUUCAUAGAAAACAUUCCAAAGUUAUUUACACACCUAAACAUUGAGAAAGAUGAAGUGGAUUUGAGAGCUAUGAUUGAGGCCUUAUUAAACCUGAUGGAGGACCCAGAUAAGGACGUCCGAGUAGCCUUCAGUGGGAACAUCAGAUAUAUCUUAGAGUCGGUGAACUGUGAAGAAGGGUGUCUAAAUGAGCUGUUGGUUACUAGAAUCAAGGCGGCAUACACAAAUGCUCAGAUGUCAAGGGAUAAUGAAAUGAAAGACACCCUUAUUCUUACAACAGGCGACAUUGGACGUGCGGCUAAGGGAGAUUUGGUGCCAUUUGCACUACUACACCUGCUACAUUGUCUUCUGUCCAAGUCAACAUCUGUAGCUGGAGCUUCCUACACAGAAAUCCGAUCACUGGCAGAGGCAAAGUCUAUACGUUUACAGGACUUCUUUAGCCAAUAUAAAAAGCCUAUAUGCAAGUUUCUAGUGGAAUCGCUGCACAUGAGCCAGCAGACUCUUCUCGCCAGCACCCCAGGGCACAGUAGUGAACUGCAGAAGCAAGAGGCAGCACAUCACAGGGAAGCAGCCCUGGACAUCCUGUCUGAGAUAGCCAACGUGUUUGACUUCCCUGACCUCAACCGGUUUUUAACAAAGACCUUGCAACUUCUGCUUCCAUAUCUUGCGGCCAAAGCAAGCCCAGCAGCUUCUGCUCUGAUCAGAACCAUUGCCAAACAGCUCAAUGCAAACCGCAGGGAGAUCCUUAUCAAUAACUUCAAGUACAUCUUCUCUCACCUAGUCUGUUCCUGCACCAAGGAUGAGCUGGAGAAGUCACUUCACUACCUAAAGAAUGAGACCGAGAUUGAGUUGGGCAGUCUACUCAGACAGGAUUACCAGGGAUUGCACAAUGAGCUACUGUUGCGUCUUGGUGAGCACUACCAGCAAGUCUUCAAUGGUCUCUCCAUUUUGGCUUCCUUUGCGUCCAGUGAUGAUCCUUACCAAGGACCCAGGAAUAUCACUAAACAAGAGAUAAUGGCUGAUUACCUACAACCCAAGCUUCUCGGAAUUCUGGCUUUCUUUAAUAUGCACUUACUGAGUUCCAGUAUUGGCAUUGAAGACAAAAAGAUGGCCUUAAACAGUUUAGUAUCUCUAAUGAGGCUCAUGGGUCCCAAACAUAUUAGUGCUGUAAGAGUGAAGAUGAUGACCACGCUAAGGACAGGUCUCCGCUACAAGGAGGACUUUCCAGAGCUGUGUUGCAGAGCAUGGGACUUGUUUGUUCGAUGCUUGGAUCAAGCAUACCUGGGCUCACUUCUCAGCCACGUCAUAGUUGCCCUACUACCUCUGCUACAUAUCCAGCCCAAAGAAACUGUGGCUGUUUUCCAUUAUCUUAUAGUAGAGAACAGAGAUGCUGUCCAAGACUUUCUGCAUGAAAUAUAUUUCCUGCCCGACCAUCCAGAGCUCAAGCAAAUACUGAUGGUUCUCCAGGAAUACAGAAAAGAAACAACGAAAAGCACAGAUUUGCAGACAGCAAUGCAGUUAUCGAUAAAGGCAAUUCAGCAUGAAAAUGUGGAUGUUCGUAUUCAUGCUCUCACCAGUUUAAAGGAGACACUAUAUAAAAAUCAGGCUAAAUUAUUGCAAUAUUCGACAGACAGUGAGACUGUAGAGCCGGUUAUCUCUCAGCUGGUGACGGUGUUGUUAAUAGGAUGCCAAGAUGCCAGCUCACAGGCCCGUCUGCUGUGUGGUGAAUGCCUGGGACAGCUGGGUGCCAUUGAUCCUGGAAGGCUGGAUUUCUCCAUUAGCCAUACACAAGGCAAAGGCUCUACCUUUGUUACUGGAGUUGAAGAUAUGAAUUUUGCCUAUGAGCUGCUUAUGGAGCUGACAAGAGCAUUUCUUGCAUAUGCUGACAAUGUCCGGGCACAGGAUUCUGCGGCUUAUGCUAUUCAGGAGCUCUUGUCAAUCUAUGAGUGCAGAGAGGGGAGGACUGAUUGCCCUGGGCGGAGGCUUUGGAGAAGGUUUCCAGAACAUGUUCAGGAGAUAUUGGAGCCUCAUCUAAACACAAGGUACAAGAGUUCUCGGAAGGCUGUAAACUGGGCUAAAAUAAAGAAACCCAUUUACCUAAGCAGGCUGGGUAAUAACUUUGCAGACUGGUCUGCAUCCUGGGCUGGUUACUUGAUAACAAAGGUCAGACAUGAACUUGCAAGAAAAGUUUUCAACUGCUGCAGUAUAAUGAUGAAACAUGACUUCAAAGUGACCAUUUAUCUCUUACCACAUAUACUGGUCUAUGUGUUGCUGGGAUGUAACAAGGAUGAUCAGCAAGAGGUUCAUGCUGAAAUAAUGGCCGUUUUAAAGCAUGAAGAUCCAUGGGUCCGACGUUUACAAGACAAUGCCUCUGAUCUCAGCCAGCUCAGCACCCAGACUGUCUUCUCAAUGCUGGACCAUCUCACUCAGUGGGCACGGGAAAAAUUUCAGGCACUCCAUACUGAGAAAGCCAGCGCCAAAGCUGGCGGCCGCGGGGAAGUAAAAGUUGUAUCUCAGGAAGACUAUGGAGAGUAUCAAAAUGUGAAAGCAUUUCUAGAGCUUAUACCGCAAGACACGCUGGCUGUGGCUUCCUUUCGCUCCAAAGCCUAUACCAGGGCUGUUAUGCACUUUGAAUCAUUCAUCAUGGAGAAAAAACAGCAGAUUCAGGAGCACCUGGGAUUUUUGCAGAAACUAUAUGCUGCUAUGCAUGAGCCUGAUGGUGUAGCUGGGGUCAGUGCCAUUCGUAAGAAAGAAGCAUCGCUGAGAGAGCAGAUCUUGGAACAUGAGAGCAUUGGUUUGCUGAGAGAUGCCACUGCCUGUUAUGACCGAGCCAUUCAGCUCAAGCCAGAGGAGAUUAUGCACUAUCAUGGGGUUGUGAAAUCCAUGUUGGGUCUUGGCCAGUUGUCAACUGUGAUCACGCAAGUUAAUGGAGUGCUUAAUAGCAGGCCUGACUGGACAGCGGAAUUGAACACUUAUAGAGUAGAGGCUGCCUGGAAGCUUUCACAGUGGGACUUAGUGGACGAAUAUCUAUCUGCAGAAAAAAAAUCUACCACCUGGAGCAUUAGACUGGGACAACUGCUGCUCUCAGCUAAGAAGAACGUGAGAGACGAGUUCUAUGACUCUCUGAAAGUGGUCCGUGCAGAGCAGAUUGUACCUUUAUCAGCUGCAAGCUUUGAGAGAGGGUCCUACCAGCGUGGCUAUGAGUACAUCGUAAGGCUGCACAUGUUGUGCGAACUAGAGCAUAGUGUGCGGAUGCUGCUCCAGAAUCCUGUUGAUGACUCUUCCCCAGACUCUCUAAACUGGCCAGCACGGCUAGAGAUGACGCAGAACUCUUACAGAGCAAGGGAACCCAUCCUAGCACUACGCAGGGCUUUACUGACAAUUGGUAAAACACCUAAUCACGCUGAUAUGAUUGGUGAGUGCUGGCUGCAGAGUGCCAGAGUUGCCCGUAAAGCAGGUCACCAUCAGACUGCAUACAAUGCUCUUCUCAAUGCAGGAGAUUCUCGGCUGUCCGAGCUUAACGUUGAACGUGCCAAAUGGCUUUGGUCUAAGGGUGAUGUGCACCAGGCCCUUAUCGUCCUUCAGAAGGGUGCAGAGUUGUUUCUACCAGAUGAUGGGGCUCGCCCAGAGCAGCAGCUCAUACAUGGCCGAGCCAUGCUACUAGUGGGGCGUUUCAUGGAGGAGACCGCCAACUUUGAAAGCAAUGCCGUCAUGAAGAAAUAUAAAGAUGUAACCAGUCUGCUGCCAGAAUGGGAAGAUGGGCACUUUUACCUUGCCAAGUAUUACGACAAGCUGAUGCCUAUGGUGACUGACAACAAGAUGGAAAAGCAGGGUGACUUGAUACGUUACAUAGUGUAUCACUUUGGAAGGUCUUUGCAAUAUGGAAACCAGUUCAUCUACCAGUCAAUGCCUCGGAUGCUGUCUUUGUGGCUUGAUUUUGGAGCUAAAGUUUACGAGUGGGAGAAAGCUGGACGGGCAGAUCGAGUUCAAAUGAAAAAUGAUUUGAUUAAAAUAAACAAGGUUAUAACGGAUCACAAAAAUCAUCUGGCUCCCUAUCAGUUCCUAACAGCCUUCUCACAGCUGAUCUCCAGAAUCUGUCACUCUCACGAUGAAGUGUUUGCAGUGUUGAUGGAAAUUGUGGCAAAGGUCUUUGUGGCUUAUCCUCAGCAGGCAAUGUGGAUGAUGACUGCAGUAUCCAAGUCAUCCUAUCCAAUGCGUGUAAACAGGUGCAAAGAGAUAAUUGAUAAGGCCAUUCACCUGAAGUCUGCUCUUGGGAAAUUCAUUGGAGAUGCCACACGGCUUACCGACAAGCUUCUGGAGCUGUGUAACAAGCCAGUGGAUGGGAACACUGGUGUUUUAAGUAUGAGUGUUCACUUUAGGAUGCUCAAGAAACUGGUUGAAGAGCCAACAUUCAGUGAGAUCCUCAUCCCUUUACAGUCAGUAAUGAUCCCUACACUGCCAUCUACUGCUGGAAAACGUGAUCACGCCGACCAUGAUCCCUUUCCCGGGCACUGGGCAUACAUUGCUGGCUUUGAUGAUGUUGUGGAGAUCCUACCAUCUCUCCAAAAACCCAAGAAGAUUACACUAAAGGGAUCUGAUGGAAAAUCUUACAUUAUGAUGUGCAAACCUAAAGAUGAUCUCAGGAAAGACUGCAGACUCAUGGAGUUUAAUUCCCUGAUAAACAAGUGCUUGAGGAAGGAUGCAGAGUCCCGGAGGAGAGAGCUUCAUAUACGGACCUAUGCUGUUAUCCCACUGAAUGAUGAGUGUGGAAUAAUAGAGUGGGUGAAUAACACAGCUGGUCUGCGAUACAUACUGAUCAAAUUAUACAAAGAAAGAGGAAUAUACAUGGCAGGGAAAGAACUCCGUCAUUGCAUGCUGCCCAAGGGAGCACCCCUACAAGAAAAGCUGAAGAUGUUUAAGGAGACCCUUUUGCCUCGCCACCCACCUGUAUUCCAUGAAUGGUUUUUAAGGACAUUCCCUGAUCCUAUAUCAUGGUACAAUAGCAGGUCUGCUUAUUGCCGUUCCACUGCUGUGAUGUCCAUGGUCGGCUAUAUCUUGGGUCUUGGGGACCGGCAUGGAGAGAACAUUCUAUUUGACUCUCUCACAGGAGAGUGUGUCCAUGUGGAUUUCAACUGUCUCUUUAACAAGGGUGAAACAUUUGAUGUUCCAGAAAUUGUCCCCUUCCGCAUGACUCACAACAUGGUGAAUGGGAUGGGCCCUAUGGGGACAGAGGGUCUUUUCCGACGUGCUUGUGAGGUCACUAUGAGGCUAAUGAGAGACCAGAGGGAACCACUAAUGAGUGUACUGAAGCCAUUUCUGCAUGAUCCUCUGGUUGAAUGGAGUAAACCGGCCCGUGGUGGGAGCAAAACUCAAGCCAGUGAGACUGGAGAAGUUGUCAAUGAAAAGGCAAAAACCCACGUGCUUGAAAUUGAACAGCGUCUGCAGGGUGUGAUUAAGACUAGGAAUCGCGUAAAAGGUCUGCCGCUGUCUAUUGAAGGACAUGUCCACUACCUAAUUCAGGAGGCCACAGAUGAAAACCUUCUGAGCCAGAUGUACCUUGGCUGGGCACCUUACAUGUGACCACUCUUCAUCAAGACUCACUGAGCCCAGACUGACUUCACGUUAGGAUUUACAUUCCACUAUGCCAAGCAGCAAUGUACAAAAUGCAAUACUGUACAUUAAUCAUUAGGCACAUAGAAUUAAAACCUAGCCAGUUUGUAAUUAUGUCAAUGUAGACCUUUGUAAUAUGAGCGUGUACUUUGGAGUUUGUUUCCUGAAUGUAUCCCCAUGUUUUGUUUAUAUAUAUAUAUAUAUAUAUAUAUAUAUAUAGUUUUCUGAAUGAUAGAUGAUCUAUCAGAGACCGUUACAUUUGGACCUUCUUUAAGGAGAAGACUUUUUGAAUAUUUCCAGUUGCAGUGUAUGUGAAAUGUACCCCGCUAUUUACUGUAAGCUGCUGUUCUAAGCAGGGAGGUGAGCCACAGAUCUGCGUUCUGUUUCCGUACAAUGUAUUUCAGUGUCAUUUGGGAAAGAAACAAGAUGUACUGUGUUUGGGUUUGUUUGUUUUUGGCAUAUUUCUGUUAUGGUUCCAUAAUCUGAAAUUAGUUACCACGUAUACAGUAAUUCUCUAUUUUUUGUUUAAGUCAGAAAAGUUGAUGACAUAUGUCAGAAUGUUAAUACCUUUCAAUAUUGUAUGUAUUAUUUUCAGUAUUUAAAAUGUAAAAGAAAUGGAUGUCUAUACUUAUUAACUGUAACGAUCAGUUUUGUGUGAUCAUCUUAACACCUUUGUGACUACUGUAGUAGUAUGUUACAUGUUUGUCACCAAAUCGCAUUUCAGUUUCUCUAGGUGUCUCUUACUGACAAGUAAUGUUUAACUGCUAUGUGCACCCUAAUUACUGCUAGUUGACUUGUGUUUUAUUCGUGUUUUUUAAUUUUAUUUCUUUUGGCAGCAUAGUGAAACAAAUAAAUAUUUGUAAGCCCUAAAA